CAGACCAAAGCUCAGACCACGCUGCCAUCUUUACUUCCCUGGUCUUUCUUUCCUCUCUUUCACCGUGGAAUGAAUGUAACUGCUGCUGCUCAUCCGUCGCUGCGAAGGAAGGCUUAGGCACAGAUUCUCCUCGUCUAAGAGGGUCCUGCCUACACACCAAGCCAUAGCAAACAGCGGCUCGUCCACUGCAGGGCUCGGACAUUGACCUGACAGGGGGACGCCAUGGAAGCCCCUCUUGUGUGUUUGGAUGAGGAGUUUGAGGAUCUCCGGCCCUGUCGGAUGGAUGAGCUGGACCAACCAGAGCUGGAUCACUCCUCUUACUCCACCACCACCACCAUCACUACCACCACCGUCCCUCUGGCCUCCAUCACCCGGGAGGACUUCUCUGAGCUGGAGAACUUCUCCGAGAUGAUGAGCUUCAAGUCGAUGGAGGAUCUGGUCAACGAGUUUGACGAGAAGCUCAAUGUCUGCUUCCACAAUUACAACACCAAGACGGAGGGCCUGGCACCCAUACGCAACCAGUCGCACAACCAGGAGGAUGAGGAGCGGCUGCAGGAUGAAGAUGUGUGGGAUGCUCUAACUGACAACUACAUCUCCACCUGGGACGGCCCCGACUCAGAGGGACUCAACGGCAAUCUUUCUGACCAGGAGAUCCACGAAAAAGAGGAGGAAGAGAUGAACGAGAAGAACGACAAUGCCAAAUGCCUGAAUGAAGAGCCUCUCAUCACAGCUGAUCAGGUCAUUGAGGAGAUAGUUGAGAUGAUGGAGAACUCUCCAGAUCCUGGAGAAACUGAGGAGGAAGAUGAGGAGGAGAGCAGCCACUGCUCCCCCAGGACCAGCCCCUCCCUGCUGGAGGAGAUCAGGCAGCUGUCACAGGCCUCCAACAACAACUGCUCCUAUGAAGGCCUGAGCCUGAUGCCCAGCUCUGCACUGGUCGAGCUGCUGCACCGGGUGGAGGCCGCCAUCCGUGAGUACUCAGAGGAGCUGGUCAGCCAGCUGGCUCGGCGUGACGAGCUGGAGUUUGAAAAAGAGGUGAAGAACACGUUCAUCACAGCCCUGAUGGAGGUGCAGAACAGGCAGAAGGAGCAAAGAGACAGCAGCAAACGCCGACGCCGAGACAAGGCCCUGAGCCUGCAGGGUGGAGGGACGCAACCUGUCAACGCAGGGACCACAGGCUCCACGGGACGCACGGAGAAGACAGGGAGCAUGCCUGUCAAGCGUUUCAGCAUGGAGGGACUGUCCAGCAUCCUGCAGACGGGCAUCAGACAGACGUUUGGAAGCACAGGGAAUGAGAAACAGUAUCUAAACACAGUUAUUCCAUAUGAGAAGAAAGGGACCCCUCCAUCUGUUGAUGACCUGCAGAUGCUCACAAAAAUUCUUUAUGCCAUGAAGGAAGACAGUGAGAAGGUGCCUACACUGCUAACUGACUACAUAUUGAAAGUUUUGUGUCCUACCUAAAGCACCGACAUGCCAGGGGGCCACAGUGUGACGGAGAAUUCUUCCCUGAGGACCUUUCCAACCCUCCUCGCCUCUGGCCCAAGCUGCAUGACGUCCCCUCUUUUACCAUUAUCAACCAUGGAUCCUCACCAUCGACAUUAUCGUAUUCACCUCAACUACGACUACUGCCUUUUGCUGAGCUCACCGUCUCCCCUUCCUGCACAUUAAGUUCAGGCCAGACCCCCAGAACGGCUGCCAUCUGAAUACUUAAACAAGUGGGAUGGUCAGUCCAAUUUCGAAGGACUUCACUAAUGGAGCAUGACAUGUUGUUAAUGAUCACAACACCACUUUGUUACAGGGAUACAGUGUUAUCACUGCUUUCUUUUCCUUCAUUUCUCUCCUUCUUUCUUUCCUUUUCUUUGUUUCCUCUAACAAAAUUUCAAUGUUGCCAAGUUUUUUAUUAUUACUCACGAACUGACCCUUUUAACCAGAGUUGAUUGUUUUUCUCAUUGAUUCAUCAGGACCACACAGUUAGAUAAAUGAGAAAUGCCAUACUGCAUCUACAACGAUCAUCUUCCUGUACCGUUUCAGAUGAAAAUGAUUCAUUUGAAUACAAAAGCCAUGCACCUUUUUCUGCCAACUUAGUACUGUAGCUCCAUGUGAAUAGAAAAGAAACACACAACUAUUACGGGUGCAGUGCAUUACAGAGCUGUUUUUUUGUUUUGUUUCCUUUACUUUUUGUUUCACUAUCUGAUAUCCAGUGCUCUUCUGACUUUUUUGUAAUUUCUUUUGAUUUGUAUCUAACUAUUUGAUAUAAACUCUGUUACCGAUUUUCUAUUUUAUUUACUGUCAUCAGAGCAACAGGCUUCUGUGCAUUCCACCCUGUUCAGCCACGUGGAGGUGUAUCACUGAGUUUCCUUGGAUAUAUCAUCCCCUGAUGAGAUGAGCUCAUUUCAAUAAAAGGCGUGCAUAUUUGCAUAUUAGCAUAUUUAUGACUUCCUUUGCGCCAUGUAGGUGAAUGUUACAUCGCUAAUCGCAAAU
Toxotes jaculatrix (banded archerfish) is the source of this 2478-nucleotide messenger RNA. RefSeq names its product fasciculation and elongation protein zeta 1 (zygin I) (gene fez1). Lineage: Eukaryota; Metazoa; Chordata; Actinopteri; Toxotidae. Bases 223 to 1458 code for a protein of 411 amino acids. The transcript is spliced from 10 exons. Gene Ontology annotation, cellular component: cytoplasm; axon. The record is from RefSeq and is a predicted model, not a curated record.